AUGUCCUGUGGGAUUAUUCAUGUUGUGACGGCUACAAACACAGCACAAGAAUGUGUAGCCCUUCGAGAGCCCGGUGUUGUUAGGGCUUAUCAUCUACACAACGGAACCCAGAACAUCAAUCGACGGAUGGAUUGCCGAGCAACCUCGACCACCCGAUCUCGAUCUGCGAUGUCAUGGAGAGGUCGAGUUGAAAACUGCUCUUUCAGAAAACGCCCCGAGAAGCAGGAGCACUCCUUCAUUGCACGAGCUGUUCCGAACGAAUUCUAA
Cooperia oncophora is the source of this 267-nucleotide messenger RNA. The record is from the annotation of a GenBank genome assembly. Lineage: Eukaryota; Metazoa; Nematoda; Chromadorea; Rhabditida; Trichostrongylidae.